AGGCCACAGGGAUACGAAGGUAAAAAAGGAAAAAGGAUGGUCUUAAUCGGUAAACGGGCAAAAAACUACUACGACGGAGACUCCCUUCCAUUUUGCUCUUCCUGCUGUCCUUCAGAAACCUCACAGACUUUGAAAAUCCUCCCUAAACAAGAGCGACGCUUGCCAUUGACAGAGAGUGGGGGGGAGAGAGAGAAAGGGAGCAGAAGAUUUAGGGUUUCUGUUAUGGCCUUCUCUCUCUGAAUUCAUCUUCGAAAAAUUCGCUACCUGUUUUUGUCUCUCCUUCUCUCUCAUUCAACUUCAUGGCUGACCACUCGGACUCCUCUCCUCUCGUCGCGCCGUCGCCGAUCACCGAGCCCUGCGAGAUCGACCUCGAGGCUGGGCCCGGAGAACAAAUUCAGUGCAGAAUUUGCCUCGAGACCGAUGGUAGAGAUUUUAUAGCUCCUUGCAAGUGCAAAGGAACCUCAAAGUAUGUGCACAGGGAAUGUUUGGAUCACUGGAGGGCAGUGAGGGAGGGGUUUGCAUUUGCUCAUUGCACAACCUGCAAGGCCCCAUACCAUCUGAGGGUCCAUGUUGCUGCUGAUAGGAAGUGGCGAACUUUGAAAUUUCGAUUCUUUGUCACUAGAGACAUUAUAUUUAUAUUUCUCGCUGUUCAGCUUGUAAUUGCUUCAUUGGCAUAUUUGGUUUAUUUAGUUGAUGGUUACCAGCAGUUUUGGCUUCGUCUGGCAUGGGGCUUUGAUGGCGAAAUUAGUUUCUACUACAUAUGUGGAGCACUGCUAUUUUUUGCUUUGCUGGGGCUAUCUGGAUGCUUCAUAACAUGUUAUGAUCGAAGAGUGCGUAAUGAUCUUGCUCAGCCCUGUCGAGAAUUAUGUCUUUGUUGCUGUCAGCCCGGAAUGUGUGCUGACUGCCAUUUGCCUGGUACGCUUUGCAUGUGGACUGACUGUACCACCUGCUUUGAAAGCUGUGCAAGUACAGCUACUGAAUGUGGUUGCUUGGGAGGUGCUGGUGAAGCAGGGCUACCAUUAUUAUUUAUAAUGGCUUUGAUAGUUUUGGGGCUAUUUACUGUGAUUGGAAUAUUCUAUAGUGUGUUGGUGGCUACUAUGGUUGGGCAACGGAUUUGGCAGCGACAUUACCACAUUCUUGCAAAAAGGAUGCUAACAAAAGAAUAUGUGGUUGAGGAUGUUGAUGGGGAGAUGACGGGAUCUGACUGGUCUCCUCCGCCUCUCCCAUCGGAGCAUGUUCAGCAGCUAAAAACACUGGGCCUCCUAUGAAUACCAACGGGUGAUUUUUCUGUGCUCAUAGGAGAAGCAUAUGAUGUGGAGAUGGGACUGACUGGCUCUCUAUUUUGGUAGACCAAUCUUUCAUACGUCACGAAGCUGAAUCUCAGGCUGUUUAGUCUUGAAAAGAUUCGCAAAUAUUGCUAAGGAGAAAUCUCAAUUGUAUUUUGUAUUUGAUGUUGCUGGGUAUGUUUAUAAACUGUGAAUGUUACUUUACUUUGUACAAGGAUUCCAUUCUUCUGCCACUGUUCCUCUAAUCAGUGUAACAGAACUAAAAUAUAUUUUACAUGACUGACAAGCUCUCAAUGAUGUGUAAUGAAUGAUGAAUUCCUUCUUGGGACUGUUCCAAGAUUUUAAAUGUAUUAUAUGGAGUUGUAGUGUUCA
Messenger RNA from Malania oleifera, 1658 nucleotides. RefSeq lists its product as uncharacterized. The transcript is spliced from 7 exons. The record is from RefSeq and is a predicted model, not a curated record. NCBI's taxonomy places the organism in Eukaryota, Viridiplantae, Streptophyta, Magnoliopsida, Santalales, Ximeniaceae. Gene Ontology annotation, molecular function: zinc ion binding. Bases 300 to 1268 code for a protein of 322 amino acids.